Messenger RNA from Dioscorea cayenensis subsp. rotundata (Guinea yam), 1403 nucleotides. RefSeq names its product peptide deformylase 1A, chloroplastic. NCBI's taxonomy places the organism in Eukaryota, Viridiplantae, Streptophyta, Magnoliopsida, Dioscoreales, Dioscoreaceae. The coding region runs from base 40 to 852 and encodes 270 amino acids. Gene Ontology annotation, biological process: peptidyl-methionine modification; N-terminal protein amino acid modification. The record is from RefSeq and is a predicted model, not a curated record. Gene Ontology annotation, molecular function: peptide deformylase activity. Gene Ontology annotation, cellular component: mitochondrion; chloroplast. The transcript has 5 exons.
CCCGACCUCGUCUUUCCUUAUCUGAAGCCCAAAAGCGAGAUGGCCGCGGAAACCGUGUGCCGCGUCUGGAGCCGAUUCCUCCCGAUCUCCGUUACCGAAAGCCUCAUCUUCCGCCGCCGCCCCUCCACUAACGCCCUUGGGCUCCCUUGCCGCCAUUCCUUUGGAUUCCCUUCCAAAUCCAAAUCCAAAUCCAAAUCCCGCAUCCUGAUCGUUGAAUACAGAGUCCCCUCCCGAAUCCUCGCUGCUGCUGGAUGGUUUUCCGGCUUUGGAGGGAAGAAGAAGCCGGACAUCGUCAAGGCAGGGGACCCUGUCCUCCAUGAACCGGCUGCUGACGUCCCUGUCGCGGACAUUGGCUCUCAAAGGAUAGAGGAAAUCAUCGAAGACAUGAUCGCCGCCAUGAGGAACUCUCCUGGAGUCGGCCUUGCUGCUCCUCAGAUCGGCGUCCCUUUGAAUAUAAUUGUCCUGGAGGAUACAAAACAAUACAUUAGUUACGCAUCUAGGAAAGAAAUUGAAAUGCAAGACCGUCGCUCAUUUGAUCUUCUUGUCAUAUUGAACCCAAAGCUGAAGAAGAAGGGAACAAAAACAGCACUUUUCUUUGAAGGAUGUCUUAGUGUAGAUGGAUUUAGGGCUGUGGUUGAGCGUCACCUUGAAGUUGAAGUCACUGGAUUAGACCGCAGUGGGCGUCCUAUCAAAAUAGAUGCAGCUGGUUGGCAAGCUCGUAUACUACAGCAUGAGUGUGAUCAUCUUGAUGGAACAAUCUUUGUGGACAAAAUGGUGCCGAGGACAUUCAGGACUGUAGAAAAUUUGGAUCUGCCGCUCCCUAUGGGAUGUCCAAAACUAGGUGUUCAAUGAAUUAUCUUUUACAUGACCUGUGGAACUGGAAUCACUUUGAGUAGCAAAGAGGUUGUUAAUUGUGUACCUUUCAAACUCGCAAAGAUGAAUUCUGUCAUUGGCCAUGGAAAUAUUAAGCUGAGAUGCAAAAGCUGCCUGAUAAAGUGAUCUGCAACAUGGGAAUGGAUUAACAAGGUAGGGCCUGUAAUUAAUUGCUGCACUUGGAUUGGAGUUGACUGACAGUUGGUGCUGUAUUAUUGGUCAGUUUCCUCAUCAAAUGGCAGGGCUGGGAUUCUCUUGUGUUGUCAAUUAAUUUUGCAAAACAUUUGUCACUUAGUGGAGACCAUGCUAGCAAAACUGACUGUAAAUUUCUAGAAAAUAAAAAUAAAAUUUUACGUUACCAUUGUAGAAUGCCAUAUUUGAAAGGCAACCAGUCAGACACAUUCUAAUGGUAAAGAUUAAUCACAGAAGAUUUUUUUGACUCAUCGAUCUCCAGGAUCAAACCUGGCCCUCAUAUUAGAUGGCACUAUUUGGAAGAAUAGGGACUAUAUCAUAAACCGUGAUAAAGAGCU